Molecule: messenger RNA, 741 nt
Organism: Paramecium sonneborni
Lineage: Eukaryota; Ciliophora; Oligohymenophorea; Peniculida; Parameciidae
Source: the annotation of a GenBank genome assembly
AUGGAUUCUAAAAGUGAUAUGAAAUAAAUGUUAAACAAAUUCAAUACUUACAAAACAAGCAACCCUUCAUAUAUAUCUAAUAGAAAUGAUAACUUAAAAAUCAAUUAACAAUAAUAAUAGUAAUAGCAAUUACCCAUUCAUUAAAAUUAAAUGUAACCAUAACCUUAAAAAAUUGUGUCAUAAACUGAUUAUGAAAAGUUAAAGAAAGUAUUUUAACUAAAUAAUUUUAGGAAAAUGAUCUACUCAGAUCUGAAUUAUUUAUAACAAAAGAAUAACUCAAAAAUCUUACAGAAGAUUAUUAAAAACUUUAGUAGAAAUAUCAUUAAGUAUAACAUUAAGUUAAAUAACCAUCUGAUGAAUUUUUGAUUGCUAAGAUGUAAAGACAAUUAAGACAUUAAUAAUACUAAGAAUUUAUGUAAGAGGCAAUGAUGCCUUAAAAAUAGUUUUAAACAGAUGGAAUGACUUACGAAGAAUUAUUAGAAUUACAAAAUCAAAUAGGACAUGUCUCUCGUGGAUUAACGAAAGAGUAAAUAAAGAAAAUACCAAAAAAAAUAGUGUAUAACAAAUAAAAGGAUGUGUAUUCAAAAAUUCUAAAUAUUUAGAUGUUCUAUAUGUUAGAAUGAUAUUGUAAAAUUUGAAAAAAUUAGAGAACUAAAAUGCAAACAUUUUUAUCAUUCCAAAUGCAUUAAAAAAUGGUUGAUAAAUGAAAAGAAAUGUCCUAUUUGUUAAAUUGAAGUAUGA